Trichosurus vulpecula (common brushtail) is the source of this 3389-nucleotide messenger RNA. RefSeq names its product INO80 complex subunit D (gene INO80D). The transcript is spliced from 11 exons. Gene Ontology annotation, cellular component: nucleus. The coding region runs from base 199 to 3285 and encodes 1028 amino acids. Lineage: Eukaryota; Metazoa; Chordata; Mammalia; Diprotodontia; Phalangeridae. The record is from RefSeq and is a predicted model, not a curated record.
CGAACUCAGGUUCUCCUGACUCCAGGUCCAGUGCUUUCCCACUACUACUCAGCCUCUAAAAGGAGUUAAACAGACAAUCUGCUUCAUCUUGAUUCUGCAGCAUUCCAGGAUAGUGGUGUCCUUGGGGCUCUUUCUUAACAUUGAUAUGGUACAGAAGAUUUAAAAUCAGCUGAUGUUCACAAGGAAUAGAGUCACGUGAUGUAUGAAGGGAAACACAUACACUUCUCUGAGGUUGACAAUAAGCCCUUGUGCUCAUAUAGCCCCAAACUGUGCAAGCAGCGGCGGCUCAACGGCUACGCAUUCUGUAUCAGACACGUUCUGGAGGACAAGACUGCCCCCUUCAAGCAAUGUGAAUAUGUGGCCAAGUAUAACAGCCAACGCUGCACCAACCCCAUCCCCAAAUCUGAGGAUCGCAGGUACUGCAACAGCCAUUUGCAGGUACUUGGCUUUAUACCGAAAAAAGAGAGGAAGAAAAAGAAUGAUUCAAUAGAGGAGGUGAAGGCCAGGCACCAAAUGGAUACCAUGGCCUUCAGCCUGACGGUGCCCACACUGGCCUUGAAGAUGCCCAAUGGACUUGAUGGAAUGUCCCUGUCACCACCAGGGGCAAGGGUCCCUCUCCACUAUCUGGAGACAGAGUUGGAAGAUCCAUUUGCUUUCAAUGAGGAAGUUGAUGACCUAAAGAAAGGGGCAACUGUGAGGAAGAAGUUGCAGAGUAAGUUGGCCCAGAAUCGGCAACGUCAGAGAGAGACAGAGAUUUUAAAAGUCCGCCAAGAGCACUUUAGCCCCCCUCCUGCACCUUUGCAGCAGCAGCCUCUGCAGCAGCACUCCCAUCUGCCACCUUUAUCUACUUCUUUAAAGCCUCCAGGGCUGCCGCAGGGUUUAGUCUGCAAGUCCCCUCCACCUCAGAACACCAGCCUACCAAUGCAGGGAGUGGCACCCACCACACACACUAUAGCACAAGCAAGGCAGUUGUCCCAGAAGAGACCUCUGCCUCUCCUGCCAUCCGGUAGGGCUCCUGCUGUGGACCCACCCAGGACUGACCGGGUCCUCAUGAAAGCCACAGCCUUCUCUCCACACUCAGCUUGCAUGAGUCGGCUGCAGAGACUGGUGAAACUGUGCACUCGAAGGCAGCAGCUGGACACUGAUCUGUUUCCACAUUUAGGGCUGGACUGGUCUGAAGACAGUGGAGAAGAAUUGGAAGAAUCAGAGCAAGCCUCACCAUACCAGGUUGCAUGGUCCAUCCGAGAAACCCUCAGAUAUGAGAGACAAGAGUCAGAUGAUGAUGAUACAGAUAGCAGGAGCUCCAGGGUGACCCAACUUUGCACUUACUUUCAGCAGAAAUAUAAGCACCUCUGCCGCCUGGAGCGGGCAGAAUCUCGUCAAAAGAAAUGCCGGCAUACAUUUCGGAAAGCCUUGCUGCAGGCGGCCAGUAGAGAACCAGAAUGUGCUGGGCAAUUGAUACAAGAACUCCGAAAAGCUGCAUGCACUCGAACCAGCACAAAUCGGGCUCAGUUGAGGGAGGUGGAACCAGCACCAUGUAGUGGAAUGGUGAAGGGGGAACCAUGCACUAAUAAAGCCCUUCCAUUCACCAGUCAUUGUUUUCAGCAUAUCCUCUUGAACCGCUCUCAGCAGCUCUUCUCAAGUUGCACAGCUAAAUUUGCAGAUGGACAGCAGUGUUGUGUGCCAGUUUUUGACAUUACGCACCAGACACCUCUGUGUGAAGAACAUGCCAAAAAAAUGGAUAAUUUUUUGAGAGGAGAUAGCUCCCGUAAAGUUCAGCACCAGCAGCAGAGGAAACCCAGGAAAAAAACAAAGCCACCUGCACUUACCAAAAAACAUAAGAAGAAAAGAAGGCGUGGACCACGUCGGCCGCAGAAACCCAUUCCCCCUGCAGUGCCCCAAGGAAACCUCAGCAUGCCCACCAGCGUCUCACUGCCAGUGGAAAUCUCCCAGAUUCGGAGCCCUUCCACACCGGAGCUGAGUACUGACGAGCUGCCUGAUGACAUUGCCAAUGAGAUCACUGACAUUCCACAUGACUUGGAAUUAAAUCAGGAGGACUUUUCAGAUGUCCUGCCACGGCUACCCGAUGACUUACAAGAUUUUGAUUUUUUUGAAGGUAAGAAUGGAGACCUCCUUCCUACCACAGAAGAGGCGGAGGAACUCGAACGGGCUUUGCAGGCUGUCACUUCCCUUGAGUGCCUGAGUACUAUUGGAGUACUUACCCAGUCAGACGGUGUGCCAGUUCAGGAGCUUUCAGAGAGAGGCAUAGGGGUGUUCUCCACAGGUACUGGAGCUUCAGGCAUACAGUCCUUGAGCCGAGAAGUUAACACAGACCUAGGGGAGCUGUUGAAUGGGCGCAUAGUGCACGAUAAUUUCUCUAGUCUAGAGCUGGAUGAGAACUUGCUCCGUUCUGCUACCUUGUCUAACCCACCUACACCCCUGGCAGGGCAGAUCCAGGGGCAAUUCUCUUCCCCAGCCAAUGUUGGCCUUACUUCUGCUACUCUGAUAAGCCAGAGUGCGCUUGGGGAGAGAGCCUUCCCAGGACAGUUUCAUGGACUUCACGAUGGCAGCCAUGCCUCCCAGAGGCCACAUCCUGCCCAGCUGCUGAGCAAGGCAGAUGACCUAAUCACCUCACGACAGCAAUAUAGCAGUGAUCAUUCACACUCCUCGCCCCACGGAAGCCAUUAUGACAGCGAGCAUGUGCCGUCUCCCUACAGUGAUCAUAUCACCUCUCCCCAUGCCACAACCUUCUCUGGUGACAACAUGGCAGCUACCUUCUCAGCAGAAAUGCCCAUCAUGGCACAGCACUUGCUCCCAACCCAACUCGAGGUGCCCCUUGGUGGAGUGGUGAACCCCAGAACUCACUGGGGCAAUCUCCCUGUCAAUCUUGGUGAUCCUUCUCCGUUUAGCAACCUUCUUGGUGCAGAUGGACAUCUCCUUUCCACUUCCCUGUCCACACCGCCUACCACCUCGAACUCAGAGACCACACAGCCUGCCUUCGCCACUGUGACCCCAAACAGCUCUAGCGUACUUCCGGGGUUACCACAGACCAGCUUCAGUGGCAUGGGGCCUUCUUCUGCUGACCUGAUGGCCUCCACCUCUCCUAAGCAGCAGCUCCCUCAGUUCAGCGCGGCCUUUGGCCACCAGCUGAGUUCUCACAGUGGCAUUCCGAAGGACCUGCAGCCCAGCCACAGCUCGAUAGCCCCUCCGACAGGCUUCACAGUAACAGGUGCCACUGCUACAAGUACCAAUAAUUCAUCUUCUCCCUUCACUGCCCCUAACUGAGCGGCGUGUCUGUGUGUUUGCAGGCAGGUGGGGACCGUGUGUUUUCUGUCUUUAGUUUCCUCUUUAGGCAUCCCUUUCCGCUUCCCCUUCUUCAGCAUUUUAAA